Molecule: messenger RNA, 1041 nt
Organism: Closterium sp. Yama58-4
Lineage: Eukaryota; Viridiplantae; Streptophyta; Zygnematophyceae; Desmidiales; Closteriaceae
Source: the annotation of a GenBank genome assembly
AUGCUCAUCCGCUGGCCUCUUGAUCGCCCGCCUCUCGUUCCGCCUCCCUCUACCUCGUCGCCCGCCGCAUCGCACGGCCCCGUCGCGCGCUCUUUGCAGCGGAGCCUCGCGACCGCUGCGACGGGCUCCGCUGCGGCGAGCACCACACGUCGCACGGCCGCGUGCGCCUUGCGGUCUGCGCGUGCCCCCGCCGCUCCUUUUCCUCGCUACUAUUGCGGCUUUUCGCCACUGCCUGCCUGCGGUGCGGCCGCGUCCCCCGUUUACGUCGCGCGGACGUUCUCAGCGGCGGGGGAGGGGGUCGGGAGGGGGAAUGGCGGCGCGCGGGGUUUCGCCGGGAGCGCCGUGCUGCGCGGUGGGGAGGCCGGCGGGGCCAGCGAGAUGGGGGCCGUGAAGGGCACGGGCGCAGCGGGCGCGAGGGGAGGGGCGGAUGGACCAGCGAGGCAGGGGGUCGUGGCGCAGGCGAGGUGGGGCGGCGCGGAGGGGGCGGAGGGGGCGGCGGCGGGGGGCCGCGCGGUGGUGCUGUGGGAUCUGGACAACGUGCAGCCCGAGCGCAUGGAGCCCUUCGACGCCGCCGCGCGCCUCAGAGACCUGGCGGCGAGCUUCGGGUCGCCCGUGGACGUGCUGGCGUACGCCAACCGCCACGCCUUCGAGCACGUGCCCGCCUGGGUGCGCGAGCAGCGGAGGGAGCGCCGCGAGGCAGUGCGCAUGGCGGCGCGCGGGGAGGCGGAGGAGCGGGAGGUGCGGUGCGAGCUGUGCGGACGGCGGUGCAGCGGGGCGGCAGCGCUGAGGAAGCACUUUGUGUCGCUGCACCAGCGCGAGCAUGAGAAGCGCAUGCAGCACCUCAACCACGCCAGCCCCAAUCCCACGGUGCCCGCACCCUUGUCUCACGUAUGUGCGCCCUUCCUUUUCCCCAUCGCCCAUGUGCCAUGCGAGCAGGCGGAAGCGGCGGCUGAGGGAGGUGUAUCGAGAGAAGCAGCAGCGGUACCAGCAGGCGGUGAGGGGCGUGCUGCUGCCUCGCCGCGGCUACGGGCUCAUGCCUGA